AUGGAGAAUGAGACCAUGCUUUCAGAAUUCGGGAAGACGGAGGUGCGCGUCGGCCGUGGCUUCUUCUUCCAUGUCCAGGGGCAGGCUGAAGAAAGCCUUCCGCUGGAAGAUUUCAUUCGGAGCAUGCCGAAUGACAACUACUUGUUCGACUUUGGUGAGUUCAUGGAGCAAAGCGGUUUAUCUGCCAACUGGACCCUUCCUCCCGUCCUGGAACAGCUAGGAACGUACGACACCUCCUCCGUGCCCCUUCGCCUGGCGUUGGGCAGUAAAGGUCAGGGGAUGCCUUUCCACAGCCACGAAGACUCCUACCACUUGCAGCUGCAGGGACGGAAGCGCUGGGGAAUUUAUGCGCCAGGGAAGAUGACAAGAACAGGUGUCCUCCACUCCGAAGAUUAUACGACCUGGCUGAGAUUUAGAAGGAGAGGCAGAGGCUUCGUUCCACCGCAGUGGGAAUGCGUUUCAGAGCCCGGCGACCUGCUCUACGUCCCGGAAGGAUUCCAGCACGCCACGGCAAGCCUGGGCUACUCCGUGGCCGUGGUGCAGCAAGCGCGACGCGCUUUGCCUUGGUCGGCCGUCUUCCACCGACAUGCCGCCGUGCAGGCCAGCCGGGAGAAGCAGCACAAGCAGGCGGUGAAGCUGGCCAAGAAAGCUGCAAAGCUCGAUCCCACGAACUCGGAUUUGUGGCUGACCCUGGCUCAGAUACACCAAGGGCCAGACUCGGACUCUGCCGCCAAGAUGGUGAAGUAUUGCGAGAAGGGCCUCAAGGCGAACCCUCUCUGCGGGAAGACCCGGCUUCACCUGCUCAUGGCCUACAACUCCCUGGGCCUUGCCAGCCAGACCCAGGAGCUCAUGGGCAAAGAUCCCCCACCUUCCAAAAAAAGAAUUGAAGCCCAAGGCUUUUUGGAGGCGGAAACCUCUGAGAGCUUGAACUCUCAAGCUGUAAACCUCGAGGAUCAGCUUGGAGCGAGCCGCCAAGUAAGUGAACCCCAAACCCUAAACCCUAAACCCUAA
Molecule: messenger RNA, 1011 nt
Organism: Symbiodinium sp. CCMP2592
Lineage: Eukaryota; Dinophyceae; Suessiales; Symbiodiniaceae
Source: the annotation of a GenBank genome assembly